CACACAAUUCGUUAUUUACGUGCAGUUAGUGAAGGAGGGAUAGGCGGAAUUGCGCUGAAUGACACACAACAGAAGCGCUCUCUCGCGUGCGCUAUCUCUCUCGAUCAGUUCUGCUCGCGCCUGAAUAGUCAAAUACAUGUGCACACAGAUGUCUAAUGUCUAAUGUCCAUCGUAUGGAGUAUCUUGCGUGAAUACAUAGGGCUGGGGUAAAAAAAUCGAUUUUUCGAUUAAUCGUUUUUUAAAAUGUAGUCGAUUCAAAAUCGAUUCUCAAAGGCCACGAAUCGAUUUUUUUUUCCAUAUUUAUUUCCGCAAACAUUGAACGUAAGAUAAACGUUAAUCCAAUUACGAGUCUUCUCCACUAGAUGUCACCCUCUUAUUUGCCUUACGCGAUGUCACCAAGGAGCGAGAGGCGAACUUGUCAGCCGUGUUUCCACUGUCGGGCCUAAAGCAGGCGUGCUAGUGCAUGCCAGUGCGUGCCAGGGCCAGUCACGUUUCCACUGUCACUUCUGGGGCUUGAUCGUGCCUCGUCGGGGCUUCCUCGGGGCCAACGGCCUGGGUUUUUCGGCCCGCCGAAUACCUUGGUCCAAAGCGGGCCAGCUCAUGCUUUUGAGGGAGUGGUUACGAACAAAGGCGGAGUUCAUUUGUGUGUGGAGACCAGACGAAGGCGCCGCCGCCAUGGAUGAUACAUGUAGGUAAUGUAGGCUGGGGCGCUGUAAAGGGGGGGUAAACAAUGACGAUUCUCAGGGCCCAUGACUAAGAGGGGGCCCAGAGAAGCCCCCAAUAAAACUGUGGUGCUAAAAAAAAAUAUUUGAUAGUAAAAAUUAUUAACUUUAAAUUAUUCUAUUUGCUGUUUCCUGGAGUCAAAAAAAUGUAUUUGUUUAGGAAACACAAACGUCCGUGGGCCCCUCUCCCCCUCUCGAUUAUCAUAAAAUGGUUCAGUCCGCCCAAAUUGUAUCCAGUAACCAAGGCAACACAAACAGCUUGACUUCACUUAUAGCGCCGGCCCAGCAGAUUCAACUUGACAGAGGAUGUGAAAAUGCCUCAAAAAUCUGGAAAUCAAAAACGGAAAGAGAAAAAAAUAAGAGAACUGAAAGAGGCAAAGGGUCGACAGUAUGUUACCCAAUAUUUCACAAGAAAAGAGUCAAAUGAACCAGCAGCAGCAACUGGUCCGGCUGUCUCCCAACCCCUAACUCCAGCAUCCCCUGAAUCAGCCUCUGCGCUCCCACACGAAGAAGAAGUUCCAGGACCCUCUUCCUGUUUGUCAGGGAGAACUGAGGAAGUGGAGGAAGAGAUGGAAGAGGGUACAGAUGCAAGUGAGAGACAGAUGGCAGAGAGUGAAGAUGGAGAUGCCGAGGAUGGACUGAAUGUUGAGGGAUUUGAAAGGAAAGAAAAUAUUGUGACAAAUGACCCUGGUUUGUGGCCAGCAGUUUGUACUGAUCAGGAUAGGGAGGACAUAGUCAGAAAAUUGGCUGUGACCAUGAGAGAAAAGAAAGUGGAAAUGCCAUGCGAUUCAGGGGGGAAGCCGUUCCCUGAAUACUUGAAUUAUACAAAGUCAGCCAAUAAGAGAGAAAGAAUUAAGAGAGACUGGCUUACUUUUAGUCAAAGCAAUCAGUCACUUUAUUGCAUACCAUGUGUGCUUUUCUCCAGUAUACAGAAAAAGCCUUCCUGUAGUGCACUGGCCAGUCAAAAUGGGUUUAAAAUGUGUCAUGUGAAGUGGCGUCACAUGUACAAUAAACUCCCAAUCCAUGAGAGGAGUGAUGCACACAGAGACUGCUACUUAAGAUGGAAAAAUCUGCAAACAUCUGUUUUACAAGAUAAAGGUAUAGACUCUCUGUUAAACAGGGAGUUCCAAACAGAAAUUGAGAAAAAUAGGGCCAUCCUGGAGAGACUGUUAGAUGUUACCCUACACCUGGCCUCAAGAAACUUGCCUUUCAGAGGCAAAAUAAGCGACUUAUAUGACGUUCAUAAUGGCAAUUUCCUAGGCACACUGGAGCUUUUGUCACAUUAUGAUCCUCUGCUGAAAGAGCACUUUCAAAAAAUCAGGGACAACAAACAAAAAAAAAAAGAAGGAAAACAAACCAGGCUAACACAUUAUCUUAGCUCUGAAAGUCAAAAUGAGUUCAUCAACUUAUGUGGCAGACGAGUUCUGAAAAGAAUUCUACAGGAAAGGGAGGAUGCCGUCUAUUAUGCAGUCAUCGCCGAUGCCACACCAGACAUUUCCCAUACAGAGCAAAACGUGGUGGUACUACGGUAUGUCAAAUAUGACAAAGAAAAAGACGAGUGGGAGAUCACUGAGAGGUUCCUUGAAUUUAAGGAUUUUUACAAAAAGACAGGGAGUGAGAUAGCAAAGAUGAUUGAGUCUGUUCUUUGUGAGCAUGGGAUUGACAUCAGUGAUUGCAGAGGACAGGGAUAUGACAAUGGGGCAAAUAUGUCAGGGAAGGUAAAGGGAGUCCAAGCUGAAAUACUGAGGAAAAACAAGCUAGCUACUUAUUCACCUUGUGCCUCUCAUACAUUAAAUCUUGUCGGCGUACAUGCUGCACAAUCAAGUCCAGAUGUAUCCACCUUUUUUGGCUGCAUAAAUCGCCUGUACACAUUUGUAAGUAGCAGCCCAGAGCGCUGGGCAAUCUACAAAGAGCAAACAGGUUCCUCAUUGCAUCAGCUAAGUGAUACCCGCUGGAGUGCAAGGAUUGAGGCUGUUAAACCUGUGGCAAAGCACCUACCUUCUGUCAUCAAUGCACUUGAUAGCAUACUAAUGACUUGCAGUCUCACCAAUGAAGCAAGAUCAGAUGCUAAUGGUCUCAGAAAAUACUUCAUGUCAUUUGAUGCUAUUCUUCUUCUCACCAUCUGGCUGAAAGUACUGCAAAGCAUUGAUGACAGGAAUGUUAUUCUCCAGUCAGGGAAAAUCUCACUUGACAUAGAGGCAGCCAAUAUCGGAGCCUUGACAGAAGAGAUGCAGUCUCUGAGAGAUGCAUGGGGGUAUCUCCUAGCUGAGGCAAAGUUGAUAGCUAGAGAAGCUCAUGUUACUCCUCAGUUAAGCAAGGAGUGCAGUCGCAAGAAGAAAAGAAAGAGAUUCCAUGAUGAAACCUGUGAAGAGGAGACAACUUCAGAAACAGAGUUUCGGAAUACUGUGUUUUACACUGCUAUGGAUAGUAUCAUCAGUGACUUAGACACUAGGUUCCAGAGAAUUGCUGAUAUUGUGAACGAGUUUUAUGCGGUUCUGAAAGUUGGGCAGAUUAGUGAGGACAAAAUCUCUUCUGUGUGCCAACCACUGAUCACUAAGUAUUCCAGUGAUCUAACUCCUGAUUUUGAAAAUCAAGUAAGACACCUAAACCGUGUAUAUGCUUCCAACUUCCCCCCUAACCUGUCACCUCUUGAACUCCUAAAUGCUAUUUGUAAGCUGCAGCUGCAAAGCAUCUUUGGAGAAGUGUGCAUUGCUUUGCGUUUAUUUAGCACACUGCCAGUGACUGUUGCUGGUGGGGAGAGGGCAUUCAGCAAAUUAAAACUGAUAAAAAACUACUUGAGGUCUACAAUGUCUCAAGAAAGGCUUUGCAGUCUUGCUAUGCUUUCCAUUGAGAGCGAGUUGGCUAGAGAGCUUGACUUCAAAGAUUUGAUUAAUGAUUUUGCAGCUGAAAAGGUGGUGCUAACUGUCCCUUUGCUGUCUCUCACAGAAACGGAAAGAUCUUAG
Megalobrama amblycephala (Wuchang bream) is the source of this 3685-nucleotide messenger RNA. Its product is annotated as zinc finger MYM-type protein 1-like. The transcript is spliced from 4 exons. The coding region runs from base 1037 to 3685 and encodes 882 amino acids. NCBI's taxonomy places the organism in Eukaryota, Metazoa, Chordata, Actinopteri, Cypriniformes, Xenocyprididae. Gene Ontology annotation, molecular function: protein dimerization activity. The record is from RefSeq and is a predicted model, not a curated record.